AUGCAAUAUCUGAAUUGGCCGUCUUGUACUGGGACCAUCGCCGACUGACACACAAAUGUCGGCAUCUUUGGAUAAUCGCGACUGCUCGAAACUCAAGUGGCGGCCACCUUGAGCGAAAAGCUCGCUUGGCAUAAAGAAGCAUGAACACCGAUAUGAAUAAUACAUCUGGAUUGGAAACACAAAACUCAUCUGCCAUACUUCCGCUUCCCGAAGAUGUUAUCGCACAAAUCAGGUCCUCCACCACAAUCACCAGUCUCAACGCUGUCAUACUUGGCUUAUUCGAAAACUCCUUGGACGCACAAGCAACCAAAAUAGACGUCUCUAUUGACUUUCGCCGAGGCGGAUGUACCAUCGAGGACAAUGGCAUCGGCAUAACACCCUCAGAGUUUCGCGAGACUGGCGGGCUGGGUCGCAUGUACCACACUUCCAAGCACAAUGCGCAGCUUGAUACUCAUGGUGGCCAAGGGACAUUUCUGGCUUCUUUGGGAGCACUCUCGCUGCUUACGGUCACGUCACGACAUGUGAAUCAUUACUCUCACAACACUCUUGUUUUGCAUCGAGGAAAGAUGCUGUCCAGGUUGACACCCACACUGCCUCAGCACGAGAUACGCAAUACUGCUGGCCACGGCACACAUGUGUCUGUCAGAGAUCUGUUUGGUAACAUGCCUGUGAGAGUGAAACAACGUGCUCUCAACACAGAAGAAGGAGGCAAUGCAUCGGAAAUAGAAUGGCAAGCUCUGAAAGUUGGUCUGGUGGGCUUGCUCUUACCAUGGCAUCGUCGUGUUACUGUCAAGGUGACGGAUGCUGGAAAUUCAAGCAGAUCACUCUCUGUAAACACCGCAUCACACUUUACUCCCAAUGCCUUGAGCGAGAGAAAUCUGAACACCUUGAAUAGGAGGACGACAGGCUUUGACCAAAGCACUGUGUUGAAUAUAUUGUCUCAGUCAGGCAUCAUCUCAACCGGUUCCAAAUUUCCCUGGAUUCCAGUUUCUGCAUCUACCCGCUCGGUCACGGUAAGCGGAAUCGUUUCGCUGGAGCCAGCUCCCAACAGAAUUGCUCAAUUCAUCUCUAUUGGUAUCAUACCCUGCUUGGAUGGGAAUCGCCAUAACGAGCUCUAUGAGACGGUUAACCGGAUCUUCAGCCAAUCAAGCUUCGGUCAAAUCGAAGAAGAAGCUGAGCCCGGCGAGACAGAGUUGAAACGUCGGGGGAAUGACCGACGGUACAAAAGAGACGGCCUUACAAAAAAGCAGCUGGAAGGAGGCAGGAAAGGGGUCGAUCGCUGGCCAAGAUUUUACUUCCGCAUCGAUUUAAACCCUGACGAGGGUGUACAGUCUUUCAGCAAGCUCAGCGACGUAUACCUCAAGGGCAUCACAAACGUCUUGGAGAGCUUGACCAUACAUUGGCUGGAAGCGAACAACUUUCGGCCGAGGAAGCAGAGACAGCGAAAGCAAGCAAGAGAUGGUAACAACCAGAUAUCAGCGGAGCAUCAACACAGUCCGCGAUUGCCGAGCACGAAACCCCGAUCACCAUCUGCUUCUUUGCGACACUCCACUGGUCUUAUACGCUCAGCAAGCCAGUCUGAUAUUUCUUGCAAAGACUCCCGAGCCUCUAAGAGGGCUCGGUCAGGUCUUGCCGUAGACACUGCUACACAAACAAUGCCUUUUACAGAUUGGAGUCGGAUCAAGAGUGCUCGUCCGCAGAUGUACGAACACAUAUGGAAAGGCAAGACACCACAAAAUAGACCACCUGUCAUCGAGAAGUCGACAAUAGAUGACAAUGUCUGUAUCUCUUCGACGCCGAGUUCCCUCGAGGUCGACAACCAUGGAACUGGUCAAUGUGAACUUGGCCCUGAAUCUUUGAACGGCACGAUUACAGGACAAGAGUACGAACACGUGGAACCGACUCGUCUCCGAGAUCAAGAUGAAGAAGCCUACAUUGUCUGGCUUGACUCCAAAACAGGCCAGAAGUAUCGUAUCAAUGCGCGUACCGGCGUCGUGAUGCCAGAAGAGGCACGUCAGCCUUCCUCCAAUCCUGCGCCCAGUGGUAGGACAGCAGCUGCGUCAGACUCGCGUCUGUCUUCGUUUGGCAAGCCUUUAGUACUACAGCGAAGAGGGGACAAACCAAAGUCCACAAUCGAUGCACCCUUUAACGCUAGCUCUCCCUCGCCAUGGCUGGAAGGCUUUCUGCAAAACUGGAAGAAUCCAACCUUUGCACCUCAGCCUGAAAAGCCUAUAGCGACACUUGGCUUUAGCGGUUUAGAGCGAGACACACUGCAAUCUCACAAUUGCCACAGUCGAUGUGACGUGGCUGACGCAUUCUCGCAUGCUGGCGCGAUUGAUUCAAGCCGGGUGUCUAAGUCUGCAUUGCAACAUGCACAAGUCAUCUCACAAGUUGACGAAAAGUUCAUCUUGUUGAGACUACCGAGCCUAACUGGACCAAAGUCACAGGAGCUGAAUCACGCCAGGCAGUUACUGGUGCUUGUCGAUCAACACGCAGCCUCUGAGCGUUGCAUUCUUGAGACGUUGUUGGAAGAGCUCUGUACACCUACUCUGGGUAACCUGGUCGUAAAGUCAAGUCUUGGACACACAUCAACCAUCCUCACUCAUCCCCUCGACAAGCCACUGCACUUCCAGGUCCCAGAGCAAGAAGAGGCUAUGUUCAAAACCCACGCAGCCCACUUCGCAGCGUGGGGUAUCCUCUACGACAUCACUCUACACAGACCAGAUACACCUCGUCUACGCAUCUUGACCUUGCCACCAGGUAUCUCAGAACGCUGCAAAGCCUCUCCAAACCUCCUCAUCGAACUCCUGCGCACUGAAAUUCAUACCCUCGCUGAGAAUAACACGCGCACUCUCCCUCCCACUUCUACAACCACGAUCACAAAACACGGAUGGCUUAAACGUAUAGGCUCUUGUCCGAAAGACAUUUUGCAGUUGUUGAACUCACGUGCUUGUAGAAGCGCAGUCAUGUUUAAUGAUAAAUUGACGCGGGAGCAAUGUCAAGAGCUGGUGGAUAGAGUGGCGGGAACAGCAUUUCCAUUUAUUUGUGCACAUGGGAGGAAUAGUAUGGUGCCGUUGGUUUAUCUUGAUGGUGAGGGAGGUGAGGAUGGUGGGUUUGGUGGAGGGGAAGAGGUUGAGGAAGCAGGGUUUGGGGAGAGGUAUAGGGAGUGGAGGGGUAAGAAGUAGAGAGGUAUUUGAGAUAUGGUAGUAGGCAAUUGCUGUAUGAGAACAAUCGCUGCGGACAGGCUUUUCAGACUAUAGAGAGUGUAUGAUGUUAUUCCGGGUGCCAACGGGAAAUAUGUCUCUAUAGGUUAAUGCCCAUCGUAUCUUGAUUUCUCUAGAGAUGUCUUUAUGCCGGCGAGAAGAUUAUGCACUCACUGCCAUUCUCAGCCAAGAGACUGAUCUCCAAAAAAAAACACUGGUAUAGCACAAGAAAAGGCACAGUCUCGAAGAAAAGAAAAAAAAAACAUUGUGCUCCAUGAGUAAAGCACUAUCCAUGCUUCGCUUAGAAAAGAAACCCC
This is a messenger RNA of Aureobasidium subglaciale EXF-2481, 3520 nucleotides long. RefSeq lists its product as uncharacterized. Gene Ontology annotation, biological process: mismatch repair. Lineage: Eukaryota; Fungi; Ascomycota; Dothideomycetes; Dothideales; Saccotheciaceae. The record is from RefSeq and is a predicted model, not a curated record. The transcript has a single exon. The coding region runs from base 141 to 3185 and encodes 1014 amino acids. Gene Ontology annotation, cellular component: mismatch repair complex. Gene Ontology annotation, molecular function: ATP-dependent DNA damage sensor activity; ATP hydrolysis activity; ATP binding.